Nannizzia gypsea CBS 118893 is the source of this 630-nucleotide messenger RNA. RefSeq lists its product as hypothetical. The transcript has 7 exons. NCBI's taxonomy places the organism in Eukaryota, Fungi, Ascomycota, Eurotiomycetes, Onygenales, Arthrodermataceae. The record is from RefSeq and is a predicted model, not a curated record.
UUGCUAGCAGGGUUUCCACGAGCUUCAUCUUAUGGUCGACAUCCACGUCUUUCAUCGCCUUUGCAAAGCGACAAAAUAAAGAUGAUGUUGAAACGCUCGAGCCGCAAGAUGGUGUCUUGGACAUUGCCAUGGCAGGAUGCUCCAGGCGCCUUAAUGCGGGAGACUGUGCCGUUAAAGUGUUUGGAAGAUCGUUUCUACAGUAUGGGGAGGGAACGGUCGAGCUACGGGCUAUCGAACCAUGCCGACGCAAAAAUAAAGGUAUCAUCCAUGGAGAUGUCGAGCCUGCCAACAUCCUUUUAUGCGCAGAUGGAUGGCUGCGAAUAUGUGACUUUAACCCUGAUGAAAGAUGAAUGGGACGGUAUGACAACAACAAACUAUGUAUCACCAAAGAGGGCUCGGAGCUGGCCUGAUUUGACUGAUCCGCCUCCAGCGAUUGAAGAUGACCUCUAUGGAGUCGGAGUAACUAUCUGGGAACUUUAUACCAAGAAAAUGCCCUUUGAAGACUGGUAUAUCGAUGACAUUAUGUGGCAUCUCAACAGUGGAAAGACCGUGGAUGUUAGCGAAGUUGAAGACUUGGAGGUGCAAGAUAUAAUCUGCGAGUAUCCUCGCAAUGGCGGCGCAAAGAUAUAG